Sesamum indicum (sesame) is the source of this 740-nucleotide messenger RNA. RefSeq names its product putative WRKY transcription factor 51. The record is from RefSeq and is a predicted model, not a curated record. Lineage: Eukaryota; Viridiplantae; Streptophyta; Magnoliopsida; Lamiales; Pedaliaceae. Gene Ontology annotation, biological process: regulation of DNA-templated transcription. Gene Ontology annotation, molecular function: DNA-binding transcription factor activity; sequence-specific DNA binding.
AAUCAAGAGAUGAUGUUUGGCAUUUGUUGGGGCCCAACUCAAAUGCUUAGCCACCACUUACAAAACAAUAUAAGGGCAGCAACAAUGAAGCUUCUUAUAUUACAUCCUAGGAAGCUUACCAAGAAACACCCUCCACUAAGUUGUAAGACAAAUCUUACCUAGUAUAUACCAAUGCACACUCAGUUGAUGAUCAUGGCUGAUUAUGAUCCCAAUACAAACAUGCCCGGUGACGGUUUCGGGUCAGAGCACGAUGCACCGGUGGCCGCUCCCCAUGACAUCAACUUUCAGGUUUCUGACUUCUUUGAGUUCAGUGACUGGAUUGAGGAGAAUCCAGCGUUUUCCUCCAUCCCUGCAGGUUAUAAUUCUCAAAAUCCAAACUAUACGCCUCAUGUAAUAGUGGCCAACUCCACUGGAAUUAGCAGCAGCAGCAGCAGCUUCAGUGAGGGGACCAUCAACAGAGACAGUGGGAGUGGGAGGGAGAAGAAGGAAAUCAAAGACAAGGUUGCUUUCAAAACAAAGUCUGAGGUUGAGGUACUGGAUGACGGCUUCAAGUGGAGGAAGUAUGGGAAAAAGAUGGUCAAGAAUAGCCCAAAUCCAAGGAACUAUUACAGGUGCUCAGUUGAAGGGUGCCCGGUGAAAAAGAGAGUUGAACGGUACAAAGAGGAUCCACGUUAUGUGGUAACAACCUAUGAGGGUAUCCACAACCACCAAGGUCCACAGCUCUGAUUUCAUCAUAGAAA